AUGACAUCCCAUCACGGUCAUGCCCGAGCGCAUGACCCUGACGCCGAGCUUUUUGAGGACGACGAGGAUCUCGCCGUCGACCCCCACAACCCAUACGAGUCUAGCACGAGGUGGCGACACGAGGAGUCCUCUGCAUACCGCAAGCAUGCAUCACUGCAGCCCCGGGCCGCCGAGGCCAAGACCGGCACCCAUGACCUGGCCGACUUCUUAAACUCCUCACGGCUCGCCCCCGACAAUACCUCACGGAGCCGUCCCGUCUCUGCUGUUCCAAGCAAGCAUAUGCCCAUCAUGGUCGAAGGACAAGCCCCAGAGGCCGCCGCCCUUGAUGCGCACGCUGAGGCGGAUGCCGCGCACAACCACCCCAAGGAUGGCAGGACAAUCGCCUGCGGGCCGCUGUUGAACUAUAGGCGCAUGGAGGGGACCUACUGGGUGGGCAGCGUCCUGAUCGUCACCACGGGCGGCGGCAAGACUCAAGACGUCGUCCCCACGCUGGCCCUGCGGAAGAUCGACGCGGCGCAUCAGCAAGCUCAGACGGAGGAGGUCAGCAACGGGACGGAUGGGCACACAAACGGCUUCGCGGGCGCUACCGACAUAGAGGGCUUGUGUCUCUACUCAGACCCUCGCAACACGUUCUGGAGGUUCGACUUGCGCUGCGAGAUGGGAGCUGCUGAAAGCAAAUGGGCAUACACCCUACCGGAGAUGCGCUUCAUCAGCAAGAAGAAACCGCAGGAGAACUUCUUUAAUGUCCCGGCUGUUACAGAGUCUAUGAGGAUCAUGUUCCACUCGUGCAACGGAUUCUCGGUGGGCACAGACGAGGCCGCCUGGAGCGGUCCCGCACUGUGGAACGACGUCCUGCGCCGACACGCCGAGGUGCCCUUCCAUGUUAUGAUAGGAGGUGGCGAUCAGGUGUACUGCGAUGGUAUACGUGUCAAUGGCCCGUUACGAGAGUGGACAGCCAUUGCCAAUCCCAAGAAGCGCCGAGAUUACCCGUUUCCAGAGAAGUUGAGAGCAGAGUGCGACGACUUUUACCUGAAAAAUUAUAUCCGGUGGUAUUCGACGGAGCCAUUCGCCUCAGCAAAUGGCCAGAUUCCCCAGGUCAAUAUCUUUGACGACCAUGACAUAAUCGAUGGCUACGGCUCUUAUGUCGACGAUUUCAUGAAAUGCGACGUCUUCCGCGGGAUUGGUGGGUGCGCCUUCAAGUACUACAUGCUGUUUCAACACCAUUUGCCGCCGUCUUCUUCCACCUACACCUCAGACGCUCCCCAGACGAUGACACAGUCCGGGGACGGCCAGGAUUCUGGUCUUGACCCACUCCAGCUGGUAGACACUUAUGUUGCGGCGCCUAUGGUGGAAUCGCAUUAUAUCGUGGGCGCAAAGCCUGGGCCCUAUAUGGCAGCGCGCUCGCACAAUGUCUUUGCCAGGUUGGGCGCCCGUAUCGCGCUUGUGGGAAUCGACGCGCGCACUGAGCGCACUCGGCACCGGGUCAACUAUCAGGAGACCUACGACCUGAUCUUUGGGCGGCUUACACAAGAACUCCGCGAAGCACAGGCUGCUGGUACGCCGUUCAAGCAUCUGAUCUUGCUUCUGGGCAUACCGAUCGCAUAUCCGCGUCUCACUUGGCUUGAAAACAUUUUCUCGAGCCCCAUUAUAGGCCCGAUUAAAUUCGCCAACCGGAGGUUUGGCCUAGGCGGUGGCCUCUUCAACCACUUUGAUGGCUCAGUGGAUUUGGCUGAUGAUCUCGACGAUCACUAUACGGCGAAAAAUCACAAGAAAGAACGAAAUUGGAUGAUUGAGACUUUCCAGAAAAUAUGCAAGCAAUUCUCUGUCCGUCUUACUAUUCUGGGCGGGGACGUUCAUCUUGCUGCGCUGGGUCGCUUCUACUCCAACCCCUCGCUCAAUAUCCCAUGCGAGAACGACCACCGAUACAUGGUCAAUGUGGUCUCCUCAGCUAUUGUGAACAAGCCGCCCCCUCAGGCUAUCGCCAAUCUCCUGGCCCGCCGCAACAAGAUCCACCACUUGAACCACGAGACCGAUGAGACACUCCUCAAACUUUUCAACAAAGACCCAGGCGACUCGGUCAAGACGGCGGCGCACAACCAAGUCACUAUGCCCAGCCGAAACUUUGCCAUGCUGACCGAGAACUCGCCAAAUAAUGCACCACGGGCACAGGAGCCACGGGCACAGGAGCCACGCCCACAGCCAUCCAGCCAGUUUUUACGUCCACACAACGUGAACGGCCACCUGCCUAUCCAGGCCGGAGAGACUGGCUGCGGCACGACGCACAAGGCCGCGCACCCGACAGAGCAUGGGCAGGGUAAUGACGGGAGUCUGGAUAUCUGCUUCCGUGUCGAGAUCGACCAGCACGAUCCCCAAGGCAGGACAGAGAACUACGGCCUAACAGUGCCGACGCUGACCAUGGCGCCUGGCACUGCUUAGGAGUUCAGCCGGUCGUGGGUCUGCCGGAACGGUGCAUUUUGGGCAGGGGGGUUGGGCAUUGCUUUAUGCUUGAUAAAUUUUCCUUCUGGCUUUCGGUUUCUAUUGAAAGGUUUUUCAUGUUCCAAAACAUUAUUGCUUAAUGAAUUAAACUUAUAUAAACAUAUUGCGCUUUGGUAUGAUAUCAAAGCCUAAACCUUUUUAUG
Molecule: messenger RNA, 2639 nt
Organism: Cryphonectria parasitica EP155
Lineage: Eukaryota; Fungi; Ascomycota; Sordariomycetes; Diaporthales; Cryphonectriaceae
Exons: 6
Coding region: 1-2436 (811 amino acids)
Cellular component (GO): membrane
Source: RefSeq, a predicted model, not a curated record